AUGUCCGACGACGCGGGAUACUUCAAAAAGACAUCAGAGGCCAUUGCGAGCGCCGGUGCAUCGGUGGCCGGCGCAGUUUCGGGCAGUCUCAGCCUCGGGGCCAAUGCCAGCCACAAGAAAACCACCACCACAAAGACAAGAGUCCCCUUGGACCCCUCGGCCCAGCAGCCUCAGAUCAUGAACGGGGCAGGGCAACCACCGCAGGGACGCAUCACUACGGGAGGUGUCGGUGAGCAGAAGAGGCUCACGCAGAAAGAAGCCGAUGCUUUGUACUCGGAGAGAAUGGAGGAUGAAUAUGCGAAGCGUGAGGGAGGAGCAUGA
This is a messenger RNA of Exophiala spinifera, 321 nucleotides long. RefSeq lists its product as uncharacterized. The coding region runs from base 1 to 321 and encodes 106 amino acids. The record is from RefSeq and is a predicted model, not a curated record. NCBI's taxonomy places the organism in Eukaryota, Fungi, Ascomycota, Eurotiomycetes, Chaetothyriales, Herpotrichiellaceae. The transcript has a single exon.